AUCAUCAAAGGAAGAAAUUUUAUCUCCAAGGAUGGUCAAGCUAUCUUUUAUCCAUUGAAAAAUUGAUCGUUGAAGACAGAUGCAUGGCCCCGACUGUUCCCAGAUUGUCCAGCCCACUUGAAUAAAGCAAGACCUAUGAAGAGAAAGGAACCUACGGAGAGGCAAGGGGUGGCCCAAAAGUUGAGAAAAGUGUCAGAACCUGACCAAGAUGUACCCCCAGACGACGCCGAGAACGUUGCUGAAAACUGGAAACCAGAUCCUAUUACAAAUGAGGACCAGCCUUGCGAUCCUUGGAUCCUUUUUAACCCAAAAAUGUGUAAAAUUCCACCGGCGUGGUACUGGAUUACCCCCAAGGAUGAUCCAACGGUUUUGAUUUGUAUGCAGUUAAACGUAAAAACCAGAACAAAGUCGUUACAAUUUCGGGACAAGACUGUCUACCUCUGCCUAAACUGCAAAGUUUUCGGUAGCACUCUUCUGGACUCGCUUCAUGAAAACGAAACCUUGGCUCAGCAAUUCGAAAGAGUCAUCAGGGAUUUUGAUGAGGCGCAGAUCUGCCCAGGAGUGACCGAAGAAAAGUUUAGGAAGAUCAAGUUUUGUGCAGGCGCUUUCUUACAAGAAGAAGUCUGGCGAUCGGUGGACUGCAAAUUAGUGUAUAAUGGGACGGACCAGGAAUGCUGUGCAGACUGUUAUACCAUUAAGCGAGCACUUGGCAGAUUAAUGAGUAAAUCAUUAUCGACAAUGUCAGAUGAAGAUAAGCUGCAAAAACUAAAGAACGACUACAGGCUGGCUAUGAAAAGAUUGACCGAAAAAGUGAGAAGAUCCAGAAAAUGGAAAAGGAGAUCGCUUCAAUGGAGGCCCAAGAACACAUGUUUAAACUGGAAAAAUCGAUAAUGACUAGCGAGUUAAAGAUGAAGCAAGCAAUAAUUGAUUCUCAGGCGUUAGAGAUGCUGAAGCUCCGUCAGGAAUUCGCGCAGAAAGCAAGUGAUGUGCAACAAAACGAUAGCACGCUUAAAGCGAUCCUUAAUGGACUUAAUUCAAAGGUAUUCGAGUAGGAAGCUGUUAAAAUGGUUUCAGUGUUCAAGCUCAAAAAUCGUAAGAGUCAGAUCUUACU
Daphnia magna is the source of this 1111-nucleotide messenger RNA. RefSeq lists its product as uncharacterized. The record is from RefSeq and is a predicted model, not a curated record. Lineage: Eukaryota; Metazoa; Arthropoda; Branchiopoda; Diplostraca; Daphniidae. The transcript is spliced from 4 exons. Bases 136 to 891 code for a protein of 251 amino acids.